Messenger RNA from Chara braunii, 1449 nucleotides. The record is from the annotation of a GenBank genome assembly. Lineage: Eukaryota; Viridiplantae; Streptophyta; Charophyceae; Charales; Characeae.
GCCGGGAAGUCGGUGGAGAAAAAAUACCCAUGGAUAUUCCGGGUGGGUUGCACGACGCAUGCCCUUGACCUCGCGUUGGAGGACAUGGACAAGCGCAUUCCGUGGUUUGCGGAGACUGUGAAGAGGGGGAAUGUGUUGGGGAAGUUCGUGAUGAACCACGACAAGGUUCGAGCACUCUUCCUGACCAAAUCGGGUGGUGCCGAGAUUAAGAGGCCAGGCGUCACUCGAUUCGCGACCAACAUCAUCAUGUUGCAGUCGCUGUGGGACAGGGUAAAUGCCCUGAAAUUGACUGUGGCUACCAGCGGGUGGGUCUCCUCCCUGGUGCCGCCCCACCUGCGUUCUCAAUUCGAGGAGGUGACGGCGACUAUCUUGGAUGGCGGCUUUUGGGAGCGGGUGGACAACGCCUUGAGGACCACGGAGCCCAUCGUCAAGCUACUGAAGCUCGUCGAUGGUCCGGGUGCAACAAUCGCCAAGGUUUAUCAUCGAAUGGAUGGUGUGGUGGAGUCGAUUCGCAAGUUGGACAUCUUGGCAGACUUCGAGAAGGCAGAGGUCGAGUCGAUCCUCAUGGAUCGAUGGGCGUUCAUGACUUCAGAGCUGCAUUGUGCAGCAGCCUUCUUGGACCCGGAGUACAGAACGCAGGGCUCCUUCAAAGACACUGAGAUCCGAGCCGGGUUGAACAUAUGGUUGUAUACCUGGUGCACAGACGAGAUGUUCGAUGAUGUGAGCUGGCAGGUUGACGAGUGGGUGCACUUGAAGGGGGCCUUGCAAUCAGAGGAAGCUUUGCGCGCAGCACGCACCAAGACCCCGGCGAUGUGGUGGGAUGCGUUUGCAUCGUGGCUGCAUCUUUUGCAGCCCCAAGCGAUCGGACUAUUGGGCCAGGCAAGCUCAUCCGCGGCAUGCGGAUGCAACUGGACUUCAUCAGAGGAAGGGGAUGAUGAAGGUCAUGAUGCCAACGAUGGAGAACCGCGGAGUGUAGAGGAGGGAACUGAGCACGAGGAGGAGGAAGAGGAAGCCGAGGAGGAAGAGGAAGGUGAGGAGGAAGAGGAAGGCGAGGAGGAAGAGGAAGGCGAGGAGGAAGAGGCAAAUCUCAAUUCCGUCUUUCCUCCCUUAGUAGUCUCUACAACUUUCUUGAAGGCUUUAAUUUGCCCGUCCUCAUCCUCGAGUUUACCAAGGGCUUUUAUCAUUUUCAAAACCUGAUUGAUUCCCACUGAAAAUCUCUUCUUUUGCUUCUCGUUUUCCUUCCUCCUUUAGUCUCCUAACCCUUUCAGCAGAUUCUUCCCUCCUGAUCGAAUUAGCAGAUAGUUGAUGCUUGAAGUCAUUUUUCGUACUGACCAUAAAGGUCUGCUCUUGAGCAGUCUCAGGAUCCUGUAGACUGAUCCAAGAUGACCCCUCAUGAUUGAAAAAUUGGACUGCCUCCAUCCUAUGCAGGAAUGAAGUUCCCAAGAUACA